This is a messenger RNA of Strongyloides ratti, 1002 nucleotides long. Its product is annotated as 7TM GPCR, serpentine receptor class r (Str) family-containing protein. Lineage: Eukaryota; Metazoa; Nematoda; Chromadorea; Rhabditida; Strongyloididae. Bases 1 to 1002 code for a protein of 333 amino acids. The record is from RefSeq and is a predicted model, not a curated record. The transcript has 2 exons.
AUGAAUAGUGGUCAAGAAAGAAGUUUAUUUUUAUAUAUUUAUAAAUAUUUAAUUUUUAUCAUUCAAUUUUGUGGAAUAUUUUUUAAUUUUAUUGCUAUUUAUUUUUUAAAAAAUGAUAAUAAACGUACAAAAAAAUCUUAUAAAACAAUUCUUCUUAUUCAUUGUUUUAUGGAUAUUUGUUUAGGAAUUUUUCAUAUAUUAGGAAUAUAUCAAAUUGAAAUUAUUGGAACAGUAGUAUUUAUAACAGUUGAUGGACCAUUACAAUAUAUCAAUAUAUUUAUUGUACAUGUUUUAUCUUUUGUUAUUACAACAUUUUUUUCUUGUUCUAGUGUAUUUUGUGGAUGUAUUACAAUAAUUUAUAGAUAUUUAAUUGUUGUUAAAAGUAAAAUUAUUAAAACAACAGAUAUUAUUAAAAUGUUUAUUCCUAUGUUAUUACUUUCUGGUAUAAUAUCAAUACAGUAUAUUAUUACUUUUUGUUCUCCUAAUACUAAAGAAUAUUAUAUUUAUAAAAAUUUAUUAGAUGUCAAUUAUUGGAGUAGUGGUAAAAUAUAUGAUGAUAAUUUUAUAACAUUAAUAAUUCCUUCUUUUAAAGAAAUAACAGCACUUUUUAAACUUUUAGAAAUUUCUUGUUAUUUUAUAGCAGCUAUCAUUGUGAUACUAUUCAAAAUAUUAAUAUCUAAAUACUUAAAAAAUAAGAAAAAUAGUAUGUCAAUAUCAACAUUAAAAAAAGAAAAACAAAUACAAAGAACAUUAAUAGUUCAAGCAUUAUUACCUAUAAUAUUAUUCUAUAUACCAAAUAUCUUAUUGACAUUUAUGAUUAUUUUUCAUAUUCCUUUUCAAUAUUAUACAAUAUUUAUAACUAUCUCUAUUACAUAUGUACCAUUAGUAAAUCCAUGUAUUAUAUUAUUAAUGACUUCACAAUAUAGAACAAAAAUUUUUCAAGUUUUAUGGAUUAAUAAAAAAAAAAUAAGACCAAACACAAUAUCAUUUUUUUUUAAAUAA